Molecule: messenger RNA, 6889 nt
Organism: Dunckerocampus dactyliophorus (ringed pipefish)
Lineage: Eukaryota; Metazoa; Chordata; Actinopteri; Syngnathiformes; Syngnathidae
Gene: stxbp5l
Product: syntaxin binding protein 5L
Exons: 30
Coding region: 577-4392 (1271 amino acids)
Biological process (GO): regulation of protein secretion; regulation of exocytosis
Cellular component (GO): cytoplasm; SNARE complex; plasma membrane
Molecular function (GO): myosin II binding; syntaxin binding; GTPase activator activity
Source: RefSeq, a predicted model, not a curated record
AGCUCCAGUCUGUGUGUGUGUGUUUGUGUGUGUGUCUUGGCUGAAGCGACGAGCAAUCACAUCCAUCCUCACAACACAAACACCCAGCAUUUCUCAACGUGCGUGUGUUUGUGUGGGCCGCCUUGUGGAUUGCGUGGAAUCCUGCUGUUUUGCUGCAUUGCAGCGUGAAAAGUGUUUUCUUUUUUUUUUUUUUUUUAAGGAGUGGAUCCUGGCUGUUCUAAGUUGUUUUUGCCUUCUACUCGUACAGGAGCAUGGCUGCGUGGCUCUGUGACUAUUGUUGACGUGUGGGGAUGUUCCUCCAAGCCAUGUGGAUCCUACUUUAGGAUCUUUAAAGUGUGAAGUUUGGGCGAGGCGAGCCGCAUCUGCAACAUCGACAACAGCGGGUGCGUGGCGGAGAGAGGUCCGGACACAUUUAUUUGGAGGACAUCAGCCAGGAUGAGGUGCCUGUUGGACUUUUUAAAUUGUACUUAAAGACAGAGGAGACUUAAACAUCUGCAGGAGCAGACCUUCUGAUUGUGCAUCUGCCAAAAGCCACAUUUCACGUUUGCGUAUCGACCCAAGCAAAAGACAUCAGACAUGAAGAAGUUUCGGAAGGUGCUGGACGGGUUGACCACCUCUUCACCAGGUGGCGGGACUAUGGGAUCGCCCUCGUGCGGCAGCGCGGCUGGGACCCCCACCACAGCGCCAACUCCCAAAGAGAUCGAUGUGCAAGAGACACUUGUGUCGGAAAACUUUCAGCUGUGCAAGACGGUGCGCCAUGGUUUCCCCUACCAGCCCACUGCUUUGGCCUUUGACCCUGUGCAGAAGAUUCUGGCCAUCGGCUCCAGAUCAGGUGGUGUUCGGAUACUUGGACGACCUGGGGUGGACUGCUUCUGUCAGCAUGAGAGUGGUGCUGCUGUUCUUCAACUUCAGUUCCUGAUCAAUGAGGGGGCAUUAGUCACAGCGUGCGCUGAUGACACGUUACACUUAUGGAAUCUUCGUCAGAGGCGACCAGCUAUCCUGCAUUCGCUCAAGUUCAACAGAGAGAGGAUCACAUUUUGCCACCUUCCCUUUCAGAGUAAAUGGCUUUACGUGGGGACGGAGCGCGGGAACACACACAUCGUCAACAUCGAAUCCUUCAUUUUGUCUGGAUAUGUCAUCAUGUGGAACAAGGCCAUCGAACUAUCAACUAAAACUCAUCCAGGACCAGUCGUUCAUUUAAGUGACAGCCCAAAGGAUGAAGGCAAGCUUCUCAUCGGUUUCGAGAGCGGGACAAUAGUACAGUGGGACCUCAGGGCCAAAAAGGCUGAUUUCCGAAUUUAUUAUGAUGAGGCUAUCCACUCUGUCAGCUGGCAUCAUGAAGGAAAGCAGUUCAUGUGCAGCCACUCAGACGGCAGCCUGACCUUGUGGAACCUCAGAAACACCUCCAAACCCGUACAGGUCACCUUUCCACAUGGUAAAAUCCAGAAAGAUGGGAGGAAGGAGUCAUGUAAACCAAUACUCAAAGUGGAUUACAAAACCACAAGGAACAGUGAGCCUUUUGUCAUCUUCUCUGGAGGUCUUUCAUACGACAAGGCAGGACGGCGGCCUACAUUAACCAUCAUGCACGGCAAGGCCAUUACAGUUUUAGAGAUGGAUUAUCCUAUAGUCGAGUUCAUGACACUCUGUGAGACUCCAUAUAAUAACGAGGUCCAGGAUCCUUUUGCAGUGGUCGUACUUUUAGAAAAAGAUUUAAUUGUGGUGGAUCUGACACAAAGCAACUUCCCUGUGUUUGAGAACCCUUACCCAAUGGACAUCCAUGAGUCACCCGUUACCUGCACAGCUUAUUUUGCAGACUGUCCUCCAGACAUCAUCCCUGUCCUUUACUCCAUUGGAGCUAAACACAAGAAGACUGGUUACAGUCAAAAAGAGUGGCCAGUUAGCGGGGGAAUGUGGACAUUGGGCUCGCACACUUACCCAGAAAUCAUCAUCACUGGACAUGCAGAUGGGUCGAUCAAAUUUUGGGAUGGCUCUGCAAUCACACUGCAGAUGUUGUACAAGUUGAAGACCUCCAAGGUGUUUGAAAAGCCAAAGCCCAGUGAGGGUCGUGCAGCAGAAUUGGUGGAUGAAGACCCCUUUGCCGUCCAAAUGGUCAGCUGGUGUCCCCAGAGUCGCAUCUUUUGCGUCGUUGGGAUCUCGGCCCACAUCAUCCUGUAUCGCUUCAGCAAAUACGAUGCCAACACUCAAAUUGUGUCCCUGGAGGUGCGACUGCAAUGUGAGUCGGAGGAUGUCAUUUCUCCAUCGGAAAAUGAAAACAACCCCUGCUUCUCAGAGCCACACUCAGGCUCUCACUCUCCCCAGCCCCACCACCAACACCCAGCAAGCCCUGGUGGCGGCACACCGGAGGGUGUCAAAGACAGCGCCCUCUGCCUUAAGGUAAAAGAUCGGGUGGCGCGUGUACCUCCUGGCUACCAGGCAGAGCUGGUCAUCCAGCUGCCUUGGAUGGAUGGAGAACCUCCACAGCAAAUCUCAAGCCUAGACAUCAACUCCGCCUAUGGCCUUUUGGCAUUCGGAAACUGUAAUGGCCUUGCGGUGGUCGACUACUUGCAGAAAACCAUCCUGUUGUGCAUGUCCACUCUGGAUUUGUACGGAGCCGCUGAUCCCUACCAACGCCUUACCCGAUCCCCCCGCAGGAACAGACAGUCCACCUCAGAAUUUUGCAUGCGUGGCCUGUCUAACUUUUAUUCCGAUUCAAAGAAAAGGAUCCGUACAUCCUACCAGAGCCUUACUGAACUCUCUGACAACCAGCAGUCUGUUGACAUGGAGAGAAGCAAGUCACCCACCUCAGUUCAUUACCCAACCUCCCUUCACAAUGACCCACGUGUCCUGCCAGAGCCGGUGGCCAGUCUGAGAGCCAGCCACUGCAGCCCAGUCUUUUACUUGUUGGACAAUGUAAAGGGACCCGGCAGAAAGUUAAGUCUGCCAACAGAUCUUAAGACCGAUCUUGAUCAUGUCAAUGGACAUUGCACUAGCCCCACCUCCCAGCCCUGCUCAGCAGGGAAGCCUCGCAUCCCGAUGGGUCCCGAGGGGCCACGGCUUGCCCGCAGAGGCCCCGGCCGACCGCCAUUCCGCAAGGCCCAGUCCGCUGCUUGCAUGGAGAUCUCUUUGCCUGUGUCCCACACUGAAGGUUAUGCAUCCAGGAGGGCAAUGCUCCAGCAGUUACAUGGAGUCACAAUGUACUCUCACGACGAACACCACACCGCCACCCCCUACUGCUGGAGUGACAGAGAGAGUCGCGAAAACUCCUUCAGCCGCUCCCGCAGCUCCAGUGUCUCCAGCAUCGACCGGGACACCAAAGAGGCAAUCACCACACUGCAAUUUGGGGAGUCUUACGGGCGAAAGAGUGACGCACUGCCUACACCGUGUCUAUGGGUGGGCACCAGCCUUGGUGUCAUCUUAGUCAUCCCCAUGUCCAUUCCCACUGACCAGGAUGAGAGGAUGGAGGAGCCUGUCACCAUUGGUCCCAGUGGAGCGGUUCUGAUGCUGAAGGGCUCUGUGUUGCGCUUUGGCUUCCUGGACUGCAUGGGUGCGCUCAUUCAAAGCCCCUACGAGGUUUGGCGUGAUCUCAAUGCCCCAGAAGACCCCGACCGACCACGAAAGCGCAAGCUGGUGCACUACUCGCCCUCAUCCUCCCAAGACACCUGCGGGGAAGGACAUCUGGCAAUAGUUUGCUCCGAGAGGCAGGCCAAAGUAUUCCUGAUGCCCUCACAGUCUUGCCUGUUUGUCCACAACAUCACAGAAUCGUCUUUCGUCCUGCGAGCCGAUGUGGUGUCAGUGUGCAACAGUGUGUGCCUCGCCUGCUUCUGUGCCAACGGACAUGUCAUGACACUCAGUUUGCCCAGUCUAAGGCCGUUGAUGGAUGUCAGCUACCUGCCUCUGACAGACAUGCGCAUUGCAAGAACCUUUUGCUUCACCAACGGGGGGCAAGCACUUUAUCUCAGCUCCCCGACAGAGAUCCAGAGAAUUACAUACAGCCAGGAGAUGUACGACAAUCUUCAGGAAAUGCUGGGAGAACUGUUUACACCAAUAGAAACACCAGAGGCCCAGAACCGAGGCUUCCUAAAGGGCUUCUUUGGAGGAAAUGCUCAUACGUUUGAUAGAGAGGAGCUAUUUGGUGAGGCAGCAGCAGGUAAGGCUUCCAGGAGUCUGGCCCAGCACAUCCCUGGUCAGGCAGGGGUGGAGGGCAUGAAGGUGGCAGCUAGCGGGGCAGUUGGUGAGCUGGCCCGAGCCCGCAUCGCUCUGGAUGAGAGAGGCCAGAGACUGGGUGAGCUGGAAGAAAGAACUGCGCUCAUGAUGACCAGUGCAGAAACCUUCUCCAAGCACGCUCAUGAGCUCAUGUUAAAGUGCAAGGACAAGAAGUGGUACCAGUUUUAAUCACCAAACAAACAAGUGAGGUCAAACGAUGGAUUUCUGAGGGCUUCGUGCCAGGACAGAAACUUUGACUCCACAGAUGAGCAAGAAAGACACAAGAAUGACUUUCUCUUUAUGGCUUCCAAGCCGAGCGUGCAGCUUUGUCACACAGUUGGAGGACGGGAUAGUUCCUCAUUUGAAUGACAGCGGGGAAUCUGGAGGACUGCCCGUCAGCGUGUGUGCCCGUGUGCGUGUCUGCGUGUGUGUGUGUGUGUGUGUGUGUGUGUGUGUGUGUUCUGGCAGGGUUUGGUUUUCAGGACCUCACUGUGUAGAUACUCAACCAUUAAGAAAUCAACAAGACAUGCAUGAAACAAAUACGGAAUGACUAUCAAAAUAUCCAACUGCCAUAUUAAAAAGCAGCAUGCUUACUUUAAUGCUACUUUAACAGGAGAGUCAAUUAUGAAUUUUUUUAUUUAUUAAUAUAGCCAACUACAGAACCUAUGAAAAACUUUCUAUUUUUUGAAAUAUUGACAAAAUCUAUAUAUAAAAAAACCAGAAAUGUAUACCUGCAUUGCUAUUAAGCCAAAACUUGUGUUACUUGUUCCUUUCCCUCACAUUUUUUUUCUUUUUCGCAAAUAUUUCUUGACACACUUCAAAUGCACAUAGUUAGCAAUCAGUACACAUACUCAAAUAAAAUAAAAAGGGCAGGGGCAUAUUCUAGGGCAGGGGUUCUCAAAUGGUCUCAACGCGGGACCCACAUUUUCCAGUGAUCAUUAAGUAGCUAUCCACUUUUAUUUAAGUCAAAUGAUGCAAAUUAUUAUUAGUUUUUAAUUGACUGUCAUCUCUUCAAACAUGAAUAUACCUAAUUACAUGUCCAAAGUGCAUUUUAGAGGAAUGUAUUAAGGAAAUAAUGAGGAACAUAACUGCAUGCAAACAAAUACGUAAAUGAAAAUGAUAUAUUUUUUUAUUAUCUAAAUAAUAACAAUACAAAUUAAUUAAAUACCAUUAAAGCCGAUGUUUAAUUCGUAACUAGAUGACUAAAAUAUUGCUUAAUUUUACUUAGAAAAAAUUGCAAAUUGCCAAAAUGACAUAUUUUAAUGUAAUUUUUGACUAGCUUUCUGCGACCCACCCCGAAUCGAUUCACGACCCAAUUCUAUUUAAGUUAAAUGAUGCAAAUGUAUUAUUUUUUUAAUCGACUGUGUCACCUUUUAAAACAUUAAUACACAUAAUUACCGAUCCAAUGUGCAUUUUUGAGGAAUUUAGUAAGGCAAGGAAAUAAGGAGGAAUAUAACUGCAUGCAAACAAAUAAUGCAUAAAUUAUAAUUUAUUUAAAAAUGUAUAAUUAAUAUAAAUAAUAAUACAAAUAAAUAUAAAAAUUGCAGUUAAUAAGACCACAAAAACAGAUAUUUCACUUACAACUGGAUGACUAGAAUAUUGCUCAGUGUUACUUCAAAAUAAAGACGCACUUUUAUUCAAGUCAAACAAUGCAAAAGACAUCUUUUUUAAUAGAGGAACAUAACUGCAUGCAUACAGUAGAAUGCAUACAUUGAAAUUAGUAUUUACUUAAAAAUAAUACAAAUAAUCAUAAAAUAUAUACAAAAAUAAAAGCAGUUAUUUCACUCACAACUGCAAUAUAAUUAUGGCUCAAUUUUACUUCAAAAAUAAUAAUUUCAAAAAAAAGAAGUCAGACAUUGGUUGUAUAUUACAUAUUUUACGGUAAUGUUUGAGCAGCUGUCUGCGACCCACUUUCGGGGCCCGACCCACCAAUUGAGAAUCACUGCUCUAAGCGGCAUCAUAGUGCAACCAAGUAUUUUUCCUCUUAAUCUGGUUUAAUUUGCCUUGUAGUUGCUGCUACUUCUAUAAAAACUAUACACGAUGAGGCGAUGUUUCACUCCCCGGCUGCAGCUGUAUGGAAACCCCAAAAAGACUAGUGUGACAUGUAUGCAAAGGCUUGGAGAUGUGGACACUGUAUGUUUAUAUUAAUCUACGGUAUAUAUUAUUCAUGUGCCAUAAAAAACACACACACAAGAUGAGGGCAAUCAAUGUAAAGUAAAUAAGUGCUAGUAGGGCACCAUUCCUGGGGCAUUUACUCAAGUUUUCUUUUGUAAUAAGUUUUUUAGUUUGACUUUGCCAGAUGUGCAAGUUCAGUGGGCCAUUAGGAUGUGUGUGUACGUGGAAGAUUGUGUGCCACACGGUAAGAAGAAAAAAUACAAUCCACUCUGCCAAAGCGAUGAAAAAGGACUACCACCCACCCUCCCAUUCCACUCCAAUCCAGUCGUUUCAAGUUGUGAUUCGUGUAUUUUCAGGAUCUUUGAUAAACUUGAGUGUUGUUGCUGUCCGUGUGAAGGCAGUGCGAAGGGGCGUCGGCAUCACACCCCCUUGUGAGUCGUUUAUCAGUAAAUGGUUCCGAAAAGAGGGAAAAAAACCCAGUAUUUUUCCAGUGAUAUUCUGAUGUGAGUCAGUGAAGAUGUACAUGUGUAAAAAAAAAAAAAAAAAAAAAAAGAAACAGCAGCAGUUUCAA